ACAUUUUAGUUUAGUCAGAGUAAAAAAUUUAACUGUACUUUGGGGUCCAUUUACAGACUUUUUAAGACGUCCUGUAGCUACAUUCACUUUUAGCUGGAGACAUUUGUUUUCAUGACGUUAAGAACCAUUUUUGUUGAGCGCUAGCUCGCGUUAGCAUUGUGGUUUCCAGGAAAAUGUGCAUUUAUAACAGCUAGCUUCGUUUUAGAUGUAGUUUUAAACAAUUAUUUUUAUUUGUAACCGUCUGUUCUUCUAUAAUAAGCUGAAUAAAACCCAUGCAUCCAUGAAAAAAUCUAAUAGGUUCAAAGUUUAUUUAGCUUAUAAUUUUUAUUUAUUAUUUUAAUGCCAAAGUUAACCCCAAACUAAUCGAUGAAAACAUGUUGCUUCUGUACACAGUUAGAUGUUAAUGAAGGGAAAUAAAAUGUUGUGUUUUUAUCCUGUUCUUAUGUAGUUACAACCAUUUAUUUAUUUUAAUAGCAUCAGUUAAUAUUACUGUGAAGUGAUUCUAAGUUUAGUGAUAGAAAUAGAUUAAGUAUUUGACACAUCAGUAACACACAAACAAAUAGGCAGAGAGCGCAGACGAGGUCAGCUUGCUGCUUUGUCCAUAGCAGCUGUGGUGAUCAUCGUUGGAGUCCCUCUAUGGUGGCGAACCACAGAAACCUACCGUGCCUGGUUACCUGUCAGUCAGAUAAAACAGCUGGCAAAGCUACAGCUCCAGCUGAGCGCUGACGUAGAGGUCGUCUUUGCUCGUGGUACUGUGACCCCCGAGCAGCAGAAGAAGGUUCCACUGACACAAACACAGGAAGAGGAACAUGCAGUGGACGGAGAUACAAUGUUAAGGUACAGGUUUGAGACGAGGUACCGCACAGCUACGAUCAUGGAGGAGGAUGCACUGAACAAGCCCACUGCUGCUGGAGCAGAUGAAUCUCUGCACACACUCAGCGAGAGUCCGUGCGGUUCUCUGGUUUUUUAUGUGAUCCCAGAGCUGUCCCUAUUGCUGCCUAAGGACACAGAUGUGUACAUCGGUCAGCGUCGAACUGCUCUGCUUCGUGUCAGCUCCCAGGUGGGUGUGGGUAGGACACUCGAGCAGCUCCUGGCCCAACUGGAGCCUCGCAUCAAACAGGUGCUGCAAGUGAUGUCUUUCAGCCACACCGACGUCUCUGCUGUCCUCAGUGACCGAGUCCGUUUCAACCCAGACAGCAAAGAGGGCAUUGCUGAUAGCAUGAGAGCCUUCAAAUCCAGCCCAGGUUAUGAGAUAACAUUUAGUCUGUUGAACCCCGACCCAACGUCACACCAGCUCCACUGGGACAUCGAAGGUGCUGUGCAGACCUACAUCCAGCCUUUGCUCACAAAACUCUCCCCCGUGGCCAACUUUAGCAUCGACUCUCAGACGUUGUACUACUCUGUGCUCGGGGUCAAACCACGCUUUGACAGCAGCUGCGAUGCCUACACGCUAAAUGCAGACAGCCUCGCACACGUCAUCAACCCGGUGGAGGCCAGACUUGGUUCUAAUGCUGCAUCUUCCAACCCAGUGCUGAAUUUCCUUUUGUACGUUCCUGAUGCUCACCAUUCCCCUCUUAAAAUCCAGGAUCAUAGGAAACAGGAAGUGCCCUCGAAUGCGUUUCAUUCUCCUCGUUGGGGUGGAAUUAUGGUUUAUAAUGUGAACGGUUUCUACGAGCCAGAGGCUGAGCUUCCUGUUGACAUCAGCAUCAACAUGGCUGAAGUCAUGGGAGUGUUUCUCGCUCAGCUUCGACUCCUGCUGGGUGUGCAGUCAUCCCCCCCUCCCCCCGGCUUCCUGGUGGCACCACGUGGAAGUUCAGGAUUAGCCGACUGGGAGCUGGACCGUCUCAUGUGGAGUCGUUGUGUGGAAAAUAUUGCAACAGCAACCACAACCAUCACCUCUCUUGCACAGUUGUUGGACCAAAUAAGCAACAUCGUCAUCAAUGACAACAUUGCUGAACAGGUAUCCAGUGCUGUAAACUCUCUGCAGCUGGCUGUGGCAGAACUGGAGGCUGGGAACCUCAAAUAUGCUCUGCAGUUGAGUAAAGAGGCCAUUUUGGCGUCAGAGAAAGCCUUCUUUGACCCGUCGCUCCUCCAUCUCCUCUAUUUUCCCGACGACCAGAAAUUUGCUAUCUACAUCCCGCUCUUCCUGCCCAUGUGUGUGCCUAUUCUGCUGUCACUGAUCAAAAUGGCAUCUGAGGCUAGACAGAAACGCAGAGAAAAGCUCGCCAAGAAGGACUGAGACCAAGUAACUUUAGGGAUUUGACUACAAACAUAUUUAUUUAAAGAUUGGUUUGCAAGUCAGUCAUGCAAGCUUUUAUGAUAUGGUUGCAAACUGAUUUAUGUUUACUUCGUUUUACUGAAUGGCUAAUGCAAUUGACACUGUACAGUUUAAAGCUUGAAUUGUUGUGAAUGUAAAUUUUAUAUUUGAAUUGUCUUUCCUUUUCUAAAUUAUGAACAAAUAAAGAACAAACCUGUUGCUUAUGA
Molecule: messenger RNA, 2484 nt
Organism: Nothobranchius furzeri (turquoise killifish)
Lineage: Eukaryota; Metazoa; Chordata; Actinopteri; Cyprinodontiformes; Nothobranchiidae
Gene: pigs
Product: phosphatidylinositol glycan anchor biosynthesis, class S
Biological process (GO): attachment of GPI anchor to protein
Cellular component (GO): GPI-anchor transamidase complex
Source: RefSeq, a predicted model, not a curated record